This is a messenger RNA of Prorocentrum cordatum, 636 nucleotides long. The record is from the annotation of a GenBank genome assembly. Lineage: Eukaryota; Dinophyceae; Prorocentrales; Prorocentraceae.
AUGCGGGAAGUAAAGCUGGAGCCCGACGCCAUCAGCUACAACGCUGGGAUCAGCGCGUGCGAGAAGGGCGAGCAGUGGCAGCCUGCGCUGGCGCUGCUGAGCGAGAUGUCGGAGGCGAAGCUGGAGCCCACCGUCAUCAGCUACAGCGCUGGCAUCAGCGCGUGCGAGAAGGGCAAGCAGUGGGAGUGGGCGCUAGCGCUGCUAAGCAAGGUGUGGGAGACGAAGCUGGAGCCCGACGCAACCUGUUACAGCGCUGGGAUCAGCGCAUGCGAGAGGGGCGAACAGUGGCAGCGGGCGCUGGCGCUGCUGAGCGAAAUGUGUGAGGCGAAGCUGGAGCCCGACGUCAUCUUCAUCUACAGCGCUGGGAUGAACGCGUGCGAGAAGGGCGAGCAGUGGCAGCCUGCUCUGGCGCUGCUGAGCGAGAUGCGGCAAGCGAAGCUGGAGCCCAACGUCAUCUGCUACAGCGCUGCGACCAGCGCGUGCGAGAAGGGCGAGCAGUGGCAGCGGGCGCUGGCGCUGCUGAGCGAGAUGUGGGAAGUAAAGCUGGAGCCCGACGUCAUCUCUCCCACAUGGCCAGAAGGAGCGCGUGCGGGAAGGGAGCAUUCUCAAGUGGACCAAGUCGGCCUCGCCAGAUGA